This is a messenger RNA of Anguilla anguilla (European eel), 3607 nucleotides long. It is a transcript of the gene slc25a23b, whose product is annotated as solute carrier family 25 member 23b. The coding region runs from base 1424 to 2875 and encodes 483 amino acids. Lineage: Eukaryota; Metazoa; Chordata; Actinopteri; Anguilliformes; Anguillidae. Gene Ontology annotation, biological process: transmembrane transport. The record is from RefSeq and is a predicted model, not a curated record. Gene Ontology annotation, molecular function: ATP transmembrane transporter activity; calcium ion binding. The transcript is spliced from 10 exons.
AGCCUAUCAUAGCUAUACAAAAUGUCAAACGUUAAUUAGCGUGAGAAAGUUUACGACUAGUUUAGCAACAGCCUAAACGCUUAUCCUAAGACUUCACAAAGAAACAGCCCGUUGGUGUUUGUUCGGGGAGGAUAGCAUAUUGACUAACGAAAUAUUUGUAAACAUAAACAUUCAGAGUGAUUUUUUUUUGCAGCAGGAACAGUUUUGGAAUAGCAUUUUGCUGAAGUUCACUUGGGAAUCGCGACUUUUUACUGUGAUGGCUGGACGGGUUUUCCAUGUUGUGUAGCCUGUGUUGUUAUUUGUGGAGGAAGUGAGUUGGCCACCUGCGUUAAAUAGAAUUCGAAGGUAGCUUACGAACUGAUGCAGCAAAAUUAAUCGCUGGAAAUCUACAUUCUCUUGUGAUAGUAUCGAUUCACUUUACUCUUUUUGGGCUACGAUUACCUAAACACACGCUAUAGCUACUGCACAGUGCACAUUACACCAGGAUAAUAUUGCAGUAGGCUAAUCGUGCAUAGUGUGAGCACUCUACUGGACAUGCACGGCAUAGCGCAGAUUUAGCACGCUAUCAGCCUACUUGCUGUUGUAUUGCGGUGGAGACUCGAGACGAUAUCUUCCUGUUCACCUUCGAAUUCGAUCCGAAACGAUCUUUAAGACCGAGGAAUGAGGAAGAAAGAUGAGGAAAAAUGAGAUGUUUUAUGACUGCCUCCCUAUUUUCACAAAUUGAGGGCCAACGCGGACUACCGGAAAUAAAUCUCUCAUUGGGAUAGACUGAAAUUUCCGCCGGUUGGCUGAACGCUAUCACCCGGCACAUAUUUCUUAAUUCACCAGUGCACUGUAAUGCGGUAAAUAUGACAUGCAGUCAUAUUUCUAACGGUGCGCUGUAACUCGCCUAACACAACAGACAAGACUACUUUGUGACGAAGAGGCUAAUUCCUCCAAAUAAACCCGUGGAUUGGGGCUGUUGCUGUUACUACGGGCAAUGUAACGGAUAGGGGGAUAAAUAUUAAUUUCAAGGACCUUUCCUUCUCACGCGGUGUAGAUUCUCGGUAAUGCUGGCCUGAUUACCUAAACCUCGCACUCGCAGCAGAGGCAGACGUGGACGAAAGAGGAUCAGAUAUUUUCAUUCUAGACUCCUCCAUGAUUUCAUAGCCUGCGGGUUUUGCUUCGACUGGGCUCCAAGGGACUGAAGGAAGAGGAGCCGGCUUGUUCGCUCAGUGGGUGAUCUGUUGUGGAAACGGACUUCUAGCCUACAUCCACAAACUUCGCAGUUCCCUCGCCCGUAUACCUCGGUGUUACUGCGGAUAAAGGCGGUGCCACCGCGGGUUGACCGGAAUGUGACAGUUCUCAUUCAUAUGUAGGACUACAGCGGUGCUCGCGGAAUUCAGUUAUAUUAAAAAGAAUUUUCAAAAACUUACACAUUCACAUGGGCGAUACCAGGACACGGUCCUGUCUUGGUUGGAGCCGGGCUUUCUGUCAAGACAACGGUGCCGCUGACCCUGAGCGGGAGAAACGAUGGGCCGAAUUGUUCGAGCAAAUAGAUUUAAAUAAGGACGGGCGGAUCGACGUCAACGAGCUGCGGACCGGAUUGGCGGCUCGGGGUUUCCUUCGGAGCAAUGUGGAGGAGAUAGUGCAGGCAGGAGACACCAACAAGGAUGGCCAGCUGGACUUUGAAGAGUUCACUGAAUACCUGCGGGCCCAUGAGAAGGCACUGCAGCUCAUGUUCCGCAUUCUGGACCACAACAACGAUGGUCACAUAGAUCUGGGGGAGAUCCAGCGCUGUCUGCACAACCUGGGAGUGGAUGUGUCUGUGGAGCAGGCUUCCAUAAUACUGCAGAGCAUGGACAAGGACGGAACCAUGACCAUCGACUGGAACGAGUGGCGAGAUCACUUCCUGUUCAACCCCAUCCACAAUGUGGAGGACAUUGCCUACUUCUGGAAACAUUCUCUGAUGCUCGACAUUGGUGAGCAUCUGACUGUUCCAGACGAGUUUUCGGAGCGGGAGAGGAAGUCUGGGGUGGUGUGGAGGCAGCUCAUGGCGGGGGCGAUGGCGGGGGCCGUGUCACGUACAGGCACGGCCCCCCUGGAUCGCCUCAAGGUCUUCUUACAGGUUCACGGCUCCAGGACCCCCCGGGGUAACCUGUGGACCAGUUUGCGUGGGAUGGUGCAGGAGGGCGGUGUUCGGUCCCUCUGGCGCGGGAACGGGAUCAACGUUCUCAAAAUCGCCCCGGAGUCCGCCAUCAAGUUCAUGGCCUACGAGCAGAUUAAACGGCUGAUGAGAGGGAACAACACGAACGCGUCCCUGCAAGUCCAGGAGCGGUUCAUCGCGGGGUCGCUGGCCGGAGCCACGGCCCAGACCAUAAUCUACCCCAUGGAGGUUCUGAAGACUCGGCUCACCCUGCGCAAGACGGGACAGUACUCUGGGAUGGGCGACUGCGCCAAGAAGAUCCUGUUGAACGAGGGCGUGCUGGCAUUUUACAGAGGCUACAUACCCAACACCCUGGGCAUCAUCCCCUACGCUGGCAUCGACCUUGCCGUCUAUGAGACCCUGAAGAACGCCUGGCUGCAGCGGUACUCCGCGGGCUCACCGGACCCGGGGGUUCUGGUGCUGCUGGGCUGUGGUACCGUGUCCAGCACCUGCGGCCAGCUGGCCAGCUACCCGCUCGCUCUGGUCAGGACCCGCAUGCAAGCCCAAGCCUCGGUGGACGGCGCCCCCAAGCUCUCCAUGCUGGGCCAGUUCAAGCACAUCGUCUCCCAGGAGGGCGUCCCGGGGCUGUACCGCGGCAUCGCCCCCAACUUCCUAAAGGUCAUCCCCGCGGUCAGCAUCUCCUACGUGGUGUACGAGCACAUGAAGAAGGCCCUCGGCGUGGGCUCUUAGAGGGAGGAGCCAGGGAGGAGGAGGAGGAGGAGUGGUGGAGGCAGUGAUCGUGGGUGUGGGGUCGGGGUGGAGGAGCCCCCGUGGAUGGCUGGGUGUCAACGGAAAAGUCCCCAGUGGGACGGGACACAGGAGAGGGGGGUGGGGGUUACACUUGCCCCAUCCCUGAGUACCCUGACUCACGCGCAGACUGGUCCAGCAGCGUACCCGUAGAGAACGGGAAGAGUUUUCUGAGAUGUGAUCCAAGGAUCCAAGUGCUGCUGGGUCUUUUCCAUGGUAGUUUCUUACUGUUUUUGUACCAGGCAGAAACAGAACGCAAGUGGGCCAGUCUUAAGCGACACUUCUCGUGUUCCCGGCCGUUACGCCUGCACCUCAGGAACAGGUAACAUUCUCUUCUCUAGAACUCCCUCCUUCAGUGACAUCGUCGUAUAGCAGAGGAAUUAAAGAACAGAAAGUUUAUAACUGCAGACUGGCAAAGUGCUGAAAACUACCCCUGCUUCUGUGUGCACUAACAGACUUUGAGCCCGAAAGAAAUGUGAAUGUGAAUAUUCAGACUACUGUGUGCAACAUGGUGGAUUAUUAUCCUGUAGGGGGAAAACCUGAAACCAAAGCAUCCCUUCAUGAUAAAUCAUGAUGUGUUGAAAUAUGAAGCCAAAAAAAAAAAGAAAUAUAUUUUGGUUUGUAGAAAUAGGUGUCAUAUCAAAAAUGAUAUAAAACCACUUUCGUUGAAAUAUG